Messenger RNA from Tricharina praecox, 734 nucleotides. Its product is annotated as histone-fold-containing protein. Lineage: Eukaryota; Fungi; Ascomycota; Pezizomycetes; Pezizales; Pyronemataceae. The transcript has 2 exons. The record is from RefSeq and is a predicted model, not a curated record. Gene Ontology annotation, molecular function: structural constituent of chromatin; DNA binding; protein heterodimerization activity. The coding region runs from base 245 to 703 and encodes 152 amino acids. Gene Ontology annotation, cellular component: nucleosome.
CCCAUAUUCCUUGGCGGCAACGCCUCGCGCCCGUUGCCAGCGGCCAACACCAGCGGCAACGUGCCAUCCCGCCGCGUAAACAAUCCUUACACCGUUCACGCAACGCAACCGACACACCACCAGCACCACCACGACCACCACGCACUCACGCACUCACGCACCCACUCACAUACGAACAAAGGGCCCUCCGCCCUCCCCUCACCUCCUUCUUCCCUCACCCACACCCUCACCCUCCCUCACAACGAUGUCCACCCGAACCGGCCGCAAAACGAUCGUGACGCCAGCGAAAUACCGGGGGGGCGCGGCAGCGACGCCGACGUCGACGGGCGUGCGGGCGGGCGACCCUGCACCCGUCGCGCGGAAGUACCGGCGCAAGCCGGGCACCGUCGCGCUGCGCGAGAUCAGGCAUUUUCAGAAAUCCACCGAUCUGUUGCUCAGGAAACUGCCGUUUGCUAGGCUUGUCAAGGAGGUCGCGAUGGAGUAUACCAACGGUGCCCAUCUGUUUGGAGUUCCGGGCGGCGGCGCGGCACACAGGUGGCAGAGCACGGCGCUGCUGGCGCUGCAGGAGGCGGCGGAGGCGUAUCUGGUCGCCUUGUUUACAGACGCGAAUCUGCUAGCGAUACAUGCGAAGCGGGUUACGGUUAUGCAGAAGGAUAUCCAACUGGCGAGGAGGAUCCGGGGUGCUUGGGGCGGGCUGGGGUAGAUGCCGAGGAGGAUGAGGGGUGCGCGAGGCG